GCCAUACAUAGUACACGCCUUCACGACACCACGCACCUCUGCAGAAUCCUGCAGCUGCUCUGCUCGCACUCGGCCUCCACACAAGCCGCGCAUGAGCUGGCGAGGCAGCCUGCCCCGCACCCCGUUUCACAAGGCUCCCCCAGAGGCCCGUUCGCUUCCAUUCAGCAGGCAGUCAUCGCCCUCCGGAUCAGGGUACCGUGGUUGUGGCCUUUAAACACUGACUAAGGCAUGUCUCACAAUAGCUCGUCAGCGUCAUCCCACGACCUUGCCUUUCCUUCUCUCGACGUUGACGGCGCCCUCGCCAGUCUUGCCUCCGAAGCCCCCGCCAUGCGUUCCAACACCAAGAGACACGAGGCGGCGUCCUCGCUGGAGGAUAGCUCCUACGAGCUCCUCAACGACGGGUCCGUUGAGUCAGACGAUGAAGGACGCACCGAGUCUUUGGCUUCAGUAGACGGAAACACCCCCGACGACAUGUCUUCUGUUGCAGACACCGAGGAGUCCGACGACGACAGCUUCAUCUUCGAGACUUCCGAGCCCCGCUCCAAUACCAUGGCCAGCUCGGCAUCCCCCCCUUUCGGAUAUACUUCGAGCAACGAUGCUGGCGCAAGCAGCCUUGCAACUACAAGAGGCGACACCAGACAACAGCCGGCAGCCAUGAUCGAGUUUGUGGAAUCCGACUGGCGCCCCGAGCAGGACGACGUGUCUAGUACUUACAUCUACCAAACACUCCAGGGCGUCCAGAACAUGCCCGACGUGAUUAAGCAGUACGGAUAUCCUGAGAUCAGGAUAACCUUCAAACAAAGCCUCUCGAAGAUAUACAUGCCACCCAAGAGACCGUUCCGGAUACUGAUUGCAGGGGCACCCACCGACUGGGUGCGGGACGAGGCCAUCAAGAAGAUCGCCAGCGCUCUUGCCGCGGGACGUAACUCGAUCUCGGACUCCAGCUCGAGCUCCCAGCAAUCAUCCUCGCGCUUCAGUGUCAUCCGAGUGCCAACCGAAACCGGCUACUCUACCAACCUCCAGCUAAUCGACUCCACUGAUAUCGAGUUGACCGUAGACCAGUGCGUCGGUGCGUCUCGAUACGGUGCUAGCUUUGCCGCCGUCACUGUGCUCCAUAUGAGUGAUGGAAAGGACUUGCCAAUUGCAGCUUCUAAAUUCGACAAGGUCCCAGUUAUCCUCCCUGAUAUCGCUAUAUUCUGCCACCCGGAUGCACCUGCAUACCAACUGUCGCACUCUCUCGACCAGAUCGGCCAGCACCAACUCAUCCGUAAGGCUCUGGAGUCCCAAUCGAUCCCUAUAUUGGACAUUGCCACCGUAGUCCCAUUCCGGCAGUGUCCCGAAUCCUACAUUUACGGUUCGAAGAGCCUCCGCCUGUGUGUUGAAGGUCGUGGUCCGGGAGAGAUCGAAUUCCGCGUACUCGAAACACUUCCUAUCAACAUCACAUCCUUCCUUGACAUCAACCCAGACCAGCUGAAUCGUCAUUUGGCGUACCUUCUCCGGUCAGGUAGCGGGGUGCUUAGCACUGCCAACGCCACUGCUAGCGAGAAGAUAGCGGAGGCUUCCCAAAGCAGACCGGGGUUGGCAUCAGCUGUCAGCGAUUGGAUUUCUGGAAAAACUGAGUGGUGGACAGGCGUCAAGAACACCACUACACGCAUUUGGCAAAGUCGAGCGCCUCUAUUUGCUGUUGCGGUUCUCGUGCUAUCUUUGAUCACCGCUGGUAUGCUAGGUCAACAGGCAGGCGUCUACAACAGGCUUUACAAUGGCCAAACGAGUCAACCUAUCGUUUCCUCAUCCUCCGUGCUCUCCUGGAACCCAGCACCGGUGACCGGGCCGCCUCAGGUUUCGGUCGCUGCUAUACAAACCGCUAUGCAAAAUGCAAAGGAUUUGGUUCAAUCUUACAAAGACGUAGUACAUUCUACGAAAGACAUUUCGAAACAAGGCGGGGAAACUUCUUUGGGUCUCCCAUACACAGACACCCUUUCACCGCCGAAGCUCAAUGAUUCGAAGGAGUUUAAGGUCCACAUAAUCGGCGACCAUCAUUUCGUUCUUACUCCGCCACAGCAAUUUUUAAAACUGAGAAAGCCACCGACGCUUUUUGUCCGAGUCGUUCGAACAGGUCAUUGGGUUCCCUCAUCAGUCUCCAAACUUAACCAGGGGGUUUUUGCUGUGGAACUCGAGCGACAACACGCUAGUGGUCUUUUGAACAUUACCAUCUGGACGGAGUCGAAGCCCUUGAUAGCGCAAAACUUCACCGUCAGCUUCGGAUCUCCCUGGCUGAAGCUAUCUGCUUGGGCAAAAAGUGCUGGAAUCUUAUCGGAGACUGUGAAGAAUGAUGUCGCUCUUGCUCAGACAGGCCUCAAGACGGUUUCCAACUCCCUAAUUGACGGCCUCCGCAAUGGAAGGCUCACGGUUGAGCACGGAACUACCGCCCUAAUUCAUCAGACCACAUUCUGGACAGAAAAGGCGAAACGAUCUUCUCAAAGCGUCUCAGAACACUUGCAAGAGGCGAAGCGCGAAGCGGCACAGCAAGUUGCCGUUGGGUACAGGGCUUCAAAGGGGAUUUCACAGCGACUUCAUCGCGGCUGGCAAACAACGACACAGGUUCCGGCGACAAUCUGGCAAGCAACGAGAUCUGCCAGGACCUCCAGGUCUGUCCUGAGGGCGCGCAGGAAUUCCCAGAAGCUGUGGAGGAAGCUGGGACUUCCGGGUCUUCCGGAGGACAACACCAAAAACGCACCGAGUUGCGAGCGUCGCAUGGGCAAGCCUUGCAAGAAGCAUAGCAGACGGAGCGGUAGGUAGGUGUGUUACCAUGGUCAUGGUUAGGCGUUGCUUCCUUGGGAAUUUUUGGUUUAAUGAAUGAUAUAUCCGGGGCUCAAUCAUGGAGAAGGCGUUCGUUAGGACGAAGAGCGGGCAGACUUCGACUACCUGCUUCAUUCAAUACCACCCGGCGAGUUUUGAGGUUCGAAAGCUAGAUGGCACAGAGGCAACAUGUGUGGUUGGGGACGACGAGCGGGUGUGGUGGUUGAGAGCGGGCCAUGGGUUUGCUGCUGUUGUCUCUCUUCUCUCUCAUACUAUACAUGCAGACGGAGCUUUGGCCGUGUCAAUUGAAUCCUAG
Mytilinidion resinicola is the source of this 3115-nucleotide messenger RNA. RefSeq lists its product as uncharacterized. The record is from RefSeq and is a predicted model, not a curated record. Lineage: Eukaryota; Fungi; Ascomycota; Dothideomycetes; Mytilinidiales; Mytilinidiaceae. The coding region runs from base 328 to 2799 and encodes 823 amino acids. The transcript has 2 exons.